Molecule: messenger RNA, 956 nt
Organism: Pisolithus orientalis
Lineage: Eukaryota; Fungi; Basidiomycota; Agaricomycetes; Boletales; Pisolithaceae
Exons: 2
Coding region: 178-813 (211 amino acids)
Source: RefSeq, a predicted model, not a curated record
GGUCGCGAUUGCCAGGGCCAAUUAUAGUGGCGGGACCCACGCCCGCCAGCGCCCGUCCUUGAAAAGGUCGAGACAGACGUGCCCAUUCUCCCCUCCCUCCUCGACGUCACCUCCCGCUGCCCUUGAUCCUUACACACAUCACCUACCUACAGUGUCCGAAAAUCAUCCCCGUCCGUCAUGCAGACACCUCCUUCUUCCACUGCCCAAGUCCAUUUUUCCAGCGAUGUCCGUAACAUGGACAGCUGGGCACGUCGCACGGGCAUCCCUCUCACCACUGCGGACGCAUUAGGUACUACCUAUGCCCGCGCUCACAAGUGGCUGCUUGCCUUGAAAAACCAGCUUGUCCAACAGCAUGGCUGGCAGGACACGGAGCCUGCUGACCCCCGCAUGCUCUUCACUAUAGAGGCGCCCUCCCCCUGGCGCUCUCCGAGCGGCCUUCCUCUUAGCCCCAAGCAGAGACUCCAGCUCCCUAUGCAUGCUUCUUCCUUCUUCUCCCCUGAGAGGCGCGUUCAGUGGCAGAUGGUCUUUCACUCCGAUAUUUUUGCUACUCAGCGUCUCAUCGUACCGCCUAUAAGCGACAUCCUGAACCUCAUACAAUGUCUCCUCACGGGGCUUGUAACGCUCGUAUACGAGGAACAGCUUCCUCAGGGCGUUUACACGACUACCCGCGGAUUACCAUCCGCGCAAUGGGUUGACGCCAACCAGACCGCCCUGCUGGAGAUUUUUGGCCGAAAUCACUUCAAACAGCUUUGGAAAGCCUCGAGCGACCGUGCCACCUCGUUCAAAGUCGACUUUGAACCUCGGCGCCGCUGAGGCACACUCUUGCCCUUACCCAAGUGCCAGGGUUGUGGACCUGUCUUAGCUAUGACGCUUCGCUAAUCCUAAAAGCGCAACCACCCCCACACGCCCCAUCAUUCACUUCCCACCGCCCUGCGCACCCUUGCCGUCCGCACGCC